CUUAGAUUACUAUAUUAGGACUAGAUUACUAUAUUGUGAGACGGAGACGGAGGGAGUAGCAGACCGAGAAGGGUAGGAAGAUGGGGGAAUGCUAGAAUUGGCGUCAACCAAACACGGAGGACGCGGACGGUACAGGGAGGGAAGACGGACUUAUGUGAGCUCCUAUGCGAUGGUGUGUGGGAAGGAGAAAAGGGAUGUGGUGAUGUGAUAAGAUUAUUGCGUUGCACGAAUCUUGGCGUGAUCUAAAUAGUCUAAAAUGAAGUUGUGUGUUUUCAGGUGCUUAGAAACUACUCCCUUCGUCCAAAAAAAAAUUUAGAAUUGAAUAGGAUUUUUGUUAGCACAACGAAUCUGGAUAGGAGCUUGUCCAAAUUUGCUGUACUAGGAAAUGUCUAAUGCAAUACUAGGUUGUUUUUUUAAGGGUGGUGAGAGUACACUCUUAUCCAAACGGUAGUGCAGGCUGCAAGCUUGCGGUUUCUUACAGAGUCGACGUCGUCUCUGUCAAACAACAGACAUGGUCCACCCAAGAGGGAUACGGCACCUUUGCGAGCUGCGUCGACCGCUCCGCCGCGGAGACGACCAGUCGAGAUCACCACACACCUGCCGGCCCAUCUGCCUACGCGUCCUGUACACUUGCACACGCCCCUCCAGCCCCUCGCGGCACGGUCAAAACCGCCCUGCCGCUCCCGACAAAAACCGCGCGCCCCCCGCGCCCCCACCGGCCGGACGAUGCGACGACCGGCCGCCCCGCACGAACGCAGCAGCUGCCUCCUCCUCCUCGUCUUUCCCUCCCGCACGCCACCACCUCACCCACCUAUCCACGUCAACUCCCUCCGUCCCUCGCCCGCGCGAGCUACGUACUACGUUUACCCUUCUCCCUUUCUCCGCGACUCCACCCCACCGCGCGCGCGCACACAGAGCGCUUCACGCAAACGAGGAAAAACCCCCCCACCCACAAACAAAAAACCGCACGCAACGCAACAACGUACCACGAGUCUACGAGGCAGAUGGUGUUCAGCGUCGCGUGGGUGGCGGCGGCGGCGCGGGUGCCGGCGGAGCUGUGCCAGGGACAGGGCGGGGCGCGCGGGCGGCGGCGGCGGCUGCGGGCCGACGAGGUGCUGCGCGCGCUGCUCGUGGCGCCCGUGCGGGAGCUCGAGCGCCUCGCCGACUGGCUCUUCGUGUUCUUCUGCCUCCCCCUGCCGGACUACUACGUGCCGGGCUCCGGCCGCGGCGGGCUGCUGGUGGCGCGGGCGCCGUCGUCGCCGUCGGGCGGCGCGCUCCUGCACUACGGCGGUAGGUACCGGAGGCCCCUCUCGCUCUUGUUGCCGUCGUCGUCGUCCUCCUCCUCCUCCUCGUCCAUGUCCUCGUCAGAGGAGUACUACUAUUACUCCGACGAUUAGGAGGACGCAUCGAAUCAAGCUGAGGUGUACCGAAUGCAAUUGUGUUGUGGUUUAUUCAUCUAUCUAGCCAUGGCCAUGGGCUUUUGUGUGCUAAAUUCUUUGUGAUUUGUACAUAUGUGUCAUUGAACCGACAAAUUCAAAUGAUGGUUUUUGUUGAUUUUGUUGGUUAAAGAUUGUUUCGAUUCUGAAAUUUCAGGCGUUUUUGAUG
This is a messenger RNA of Oryza sativa Japonica Group (Japanese rice), 1605 nucleotides long. RefSeq lists its product as uncharacterized. Lineage: Eukaryota; Viridiplantae; Streptophyta; Magnoliopsida; Poales; Poaceae. The record is from RefSeq and is a predicted model, not a curated record.